This is a messenger RNA of Talaromyces amestolkiae, 783 nucleotides long. RefSeq lists its product as uncharacterized. Gene Ontology annotation, molecular function: RNA binding; structural constituent of ribosome. The transcript has 3 exons. Lineage: Eukaryota; Fungi; Ascomycota; Eurotiomycetes; Eurotiales; Trichocomaceae. Gene Ontology annotation, cellular component: large ribosomal subunit. Gene Ontology annotation, biological process: translation. Bases 1 to 783 code for a protein of 260 amino acids. The record is from RefSeq and is a predicted model, not a curated record.
AUGAGCAAUUCAAAGGGAAAGAAGAACAAGAAAGAGACGACGAAGAAGAAGGCCAAGGGAUCAAGAGACUAUCAACAGAAAGACCUGGGUCUCAUUGAUCAAUAUGCAUUGUGCGAUGCGAUGAGAUACAUCCGUGCUUUCGAAGUCGGACGCGAUCGCGAGCGAUCAAAGUACGAGAUUCAUAUUCGAUUAAAAUCAAGAAAAGACGGUCCAGUCAUCCGUAACAUGGUCCGAUUCCCCCACGCCGUACAGACCGAGUCCAGAAUCUGCGUUAUUGCGCCUCCAGGAUCCAAAGCCGCAAAGGAGKCUCUUGAGGCCGGUGCUUCAAUUGUCGGAGAUAAGGAAAUCUUUGAGGACAUCAAGAAAGGAAUCAUCGAAUUUGAACGGUGUAUAUGUCACACGGAUAGCCUCGAUGCUUUGAAUAAAGCUGGAUUGGGUCGAAUUCUUGGUCCCAAAGGGCUCAUGCCUAGUGUCAAGACCGGUACUGUUGUGGACGACGUUGGUAUUCGUGUGCAGAUGCUUCGAGGUGGUACCGUUUAUCGUGAGCGAGAUGCAGUCAUCCGCAUGCCCAUCGGACAAUUGGGCUUCUCUCCAGAACAACUUCGUGACAAUUUGCGAGCCGCUUUGGAACAGAUUAAGAAAGAUGCCAUUCAAUUGAGUGACCGUGUUCCGAAGGAGGUUUAUGAAAUUGUCUUGAGCUCAACAAACGGACCCGGCUUCAGUCUCAACGGAGACUACAAAUCCGAUAAAUCCCCCGAACCAACCUAUUUGGCUGGAUUGUAA